Molecule: messenger RNA, 2675 nt
Organism: Sardina pilchardus (European sardine)
Lineage: Eukaryota; Metazoa; Chordata; Actinopteri; Clupeiformes; Clupeidae
Gene: slc44a4
Product: solute carrier family 44 member 4
Exons: 22
Coding region: 156-2315 (719 amino acids)
Biological process (GO): thiamine pyrophosphate transmembrane transport; choline transport
Cellular component (GO): plasma membrane
Molecular function (GO): thiamine pyrophosphate transmembrane transporter activity
Source: RefSeq, a predicted model, not a curated record
AGGGAACAAACGAAACAGAUUUGCCGUCUUUCUUGCUGAAACCCUGCCGCUCAAGACAGGUUUAUCUUAUUUCUUGGAUCCAUGUUGCCCUUAAGACAUUUUUAACAUUUUCUACAGCAGAGAGGCCUUUUAACGGGGAAUCGAACAAACGUAAGAUGGGGAAAGACAAGUCUGAGGAAAAAUCAGAAUAUGGAGAACCAGCACAGUAUGACCCAACUUUCAAUGGACCUAUUCAUAACAGGAGCUGCACGGACAUCAUCUGCUGUGUCCUCUUCAUGCUGGUCCUCGCUGGCUACGUGGUAGUGGGUAUUUUGGCUUGGCUGUAUGGAGACCCCCGGCAUGUUCUGUACCCGAGGGACUCCAAUGGGAUGUUCUGUGGAAUUGGAAAGAAUGAAGGGAAGCCCAAUGUCUUUUACUUUGACCUCCUCAAGUGUGCUACUGGAACAAACAUAAUGGCAGCUGCCCUCAAUGGCCUUCAGUGUCCCACUACACAGGUUUGUAUAGCCCAGUGUCCCCAACAAUACUGGGCUCUUCCAAUAGAAGCCUACUUGCCUGGUGCAAAACCAAAGGAUUAUUUUCAGCAACAGCUUUGUGUCCCAACAAUUGACCUGGCCACCACUCUACUGUCAGUCGCACAGGUUAAGGACAGAGAGUUGUGCCCGUUCUUCUACACCCCUACAUCACCAGUGUUAGGAAGGUGUUUGCCUUCUUUAGGUUCACUCAACACAAUUCCCGCCAACUUCACCCUCCCUGGGAUGUCGAUUAAUGACACAGUGAACACCCUCAAGGAGGGAUCUGGUGACGUUUUUUCGAGCUUUAACGCCAAGGAAAUUGGUGUCCGCAUCUUUGAGGACUUUGCAUCGUCAUGGCAAUGGAUCCUCCUGGGUUUAUUCAUAGCCAUGCUGGUCAGCCUAAUAUUCCUCCUGCUUCUGCGCUUCUUGGCUCCCAUAUUGAUCUGGGGGCUCAUCAUUGGACUACUGGGCGUUGGCGCCUUUGGUAUUUGGUAUUGCUGGAGAGAGUAUGAUGAACUGAAGAACAGCGCAGCCACCUUUGAAGACAUCGGUUUCACCACAGAUGUUCAAGUCUACCUACAAGUCAGAGACACAUGGCUGGCAUUUCUGAUCAUCCUGAGUGUAAUUGAGGGGAUAAUUCUUCUGACGCUCAUCUUCCUACGGACACGGAUCCUCAUUGCCAUUGCCCUCAUCAAGGAGUCCAGCAAGGCUGUGAGUUACAUGAUGUCCACCCUCCUCUUCCCCAUCUUCACAUUCAUCCUGCUCGUGGUGUGUGUCUCGUACUGGGGCAUCACAGCCUUAUAUCUGGCCACCUCUGGCGGGCCGAUGUACAAUGUAGUGGCCCUCAACUCCACUGAAGCUGGCUGCGAAACCGUGAGCGGAAAUGAGACCUGUGACCCUAUGACAUUUAACUCCACCAACUCCAACUACUCCUGCCCGUCAGUCCGCUGCAUCUUCGUCAAGUACAACGACGAGGGCCUGUUCCAGCGCAACCUUUUCAAUCUGCAGAUCUACAAUGUGGUCGCCUUCCUGUGGUGUGUCAACUUCGUCAUCGCUCUAGGCCAGUGCACGCUGGCUGGAGCGUUCGCCUCCUACUACUGGGCCUUCAGCAAGCCCUCGGACAUCCCUUCAUGCCCGCUGACGCAGUCUUUCAUGCGCUCUAUACGAUACCAUGUUGGCUCACUGGCGUUUGGGGCUCUCAUCCUCACUCUAGUGCAGGUCAUCAGGAUGAUACUGGAGUACCUGGAUCACAAGUGCAGAUCUGCUCAGAACAGUUUUGCACGUUUUCUGAUGUGCUGUCUGAAGUGCUGCUUCUGGUGCCUUGAGAAGUUCAUCAAAUUUCUCAACAGGAAUGCUUACAUCAUGAUUGCUAUUUAUGGCAAAAAUUUCUGUGUAUCAGCCAAAAAUGCCUUCAUGCUACUUCUCCGAAAUGUUGUAAGGGUCGUGGUGUUGGAUAAAGUCACAGACCUGCUGCUAUUCUUUGGAAAGUUAUUAGUAGUUGGUGGAGUCGGUGUGCUGGCGUUCUACUUCUUCUCAGGGAGAAUCGAGGUCCCAGGCGGCACCUUCCAGGCCAGCUCUCUGAACUACUACUGGAUGCCUAUAAUUACGGUGGUGGUGGGAUCCUAUCUGAUCGCACAGGGAUUCUUCAGCGUCUACAGUAUGUGUGUUGACACACUCUUCCUCUGCUUCUUGGAGGACUUGGAACGCAACGACGGCUCAAUGCAGAAACCAUACUACAUGUCCAAAAACCUGAUGAAAAUCCUCAACAAAAAGAACAAGCAGCCCAAAAAUGCCGAAGAUUGACAGCAGCCUCCCAUUCCCAUUAGUCGUCCUCUAACUUUAAAAAAAUUAAAUAUCAGGAUCAGCACAGUCACUGAUGCUAAUGUCCCCCUCUCUCCACCCUGAUGUUUACAAUGCGCACAGAUUACUUCUAUUUUGCACUUUCUUCUGUAUUUGUGAUUCAAAUCGUGGUCCAGAUGCUAUACACCAUUUUAAGUUAAAACACUGUCAUACAUCAUAGCCAUAUAUCAUUGGACAACUUAUUUUAUUUUUUUUUAUCCUCCAAAGUGAUGUGCCUUAAGAUGUGUAGAGUCCAAAUGAACACAGACUACGAGACUAUGUGUAAUUAUAUGCAUUAUAUGCAUAUAUAUAUAAAAAAAUAUA